Chironomus riparius is the source of this 2162-nucleotide messenger RNA. NCBI's taxonomy places the organism in Eukaryota, Metazoa, Arthropoda, Insecta, Diptera, Chironomidae. The record is from the annotation of a GenBank genome assembly.
UAGAUGAGCACCAAUAAAAAAUUUUCAACUUGGAUUCUUUGAUCAUAAAAUAUUUAAAUAAUGAUUUUGGAUCAAAAUAUGGAGAAUUCGACACAAAUUAAUGGAUUAACGCCGACAAAAAAGAAGGAUAAUGGCGAUACGAAAGAGAACUUAUGGUCAGAGAUUCUUGGUGAAGUUCAGAAGCAAGGAACAGCAAAGUUACCAUCAAAUAAAAGUGUGCUGGUUAUUGGAGAUAAUUCAUCGGGUAAAACUUCAUUGAUUGCGAAACUUCAAGGUGUUGAAGAUCCAAAAAAGGGCUCAGGACUAGAAUAUGCUUAUAUUGACGUCAGAGACGAAUAUAGGGAUGAUUUAACGAGAUUAGGAGUUUGGAUUCUUGAUGGCGAUCCUGGUCAUUUAAAUCUCUUAAAAUUCGCACUUAACGAGAAAAAUUAUGCUCACACACUCAUUAUCUUAGCUAUUUCAAUGACGACUCCAUGGAGUUGGCAAGAACAAUUGGAGCAUUGGAUGAAAGUUCUCGGUGAUCAUUUAGAAUCAUUAAAAUUAUCACCCGAAGAAAGGCAGGAACAAAAACAACGGCUCGUGACAUUAUGGCAAACAUAUUGUGAGACAGGACAUGAUGAUCUUGAUCAAUCUGGGUCACCAAUGAAACGAUCAAAUAGAUUGUCAUCCGUAGACGAUGAUUUAGAUCUUAUGCCUCUAUCUGAUGGCUGUCUAACAGCUAAUUAUGGAUUAGAUCUUGUAGUGGUUAUCACAAAAACAGAUUAUAUGGUUUCGCUUGAGAAAGAAUUUGAUUAUAGGGAGGAACAUUUUGACUUUAUGCAACAAUGGAUUCGAAGAUUUUGUCUGCAAUUUGGCGCAUCACUUUUUUAUACUAGCGUCAAAGAAGAUAAGAACUGUGAUUUAUUGUAUAAAUAUUUAACACAUCGAAUCUAUGAUUUGCCAUUCAGAACGCCGGCAUUAGUUGUUGAAAAGGAUGCAGUAUUAAUACCUGCUGGUUGGGACAAUCAAAAGAAGAUUAGCAUAUUGUAUGAGAACAUGCACUCGUGUAAGCCUGAUGACUGGUAUAAUGACAUUAUCGCACAGCCACCUUCUAGAAAAACAGUGUCAAAUAGAGAGAACGAAGUGCAGACUGAAGAUGAGCAAUCAUUUUUGGCACGUCAACUUCAAAUGCUUCAACAAAAUCAACAAGGUCAAGGACAACAACAGACGAGAUCUGUAUCUCCAAUGAGAACGCCUCAAUCAGCUGGAAAAACUUCUCCUAGAACUCCGAGCAGCGGUGGAUCGCCUAAUAAAAAGAUCGAUCCAAAGAUAACUGCAACAGGUACGCCAUCCGGUGAAGGUGUCCUCGCCAAUUUCUUUAACUCUCUCCUUCAUAAAAAGUCUGGAACGACUCCCGGAGGUCCAAAUAGUCUAACUAGUACACCUAUUUUAAAUCGUUCGAACGGAACGGAUGGAAUAACUCCAGAUAGAAUGUCAAUGAGAACAGACGCUGCUGCUGAACUUGAUAGAUUAUCGAAAAGUGUAAAAAAAGAUCUUGAUUUCGCACCUCCAUCAGAAUGUUGAGUAUAAAGAAGCAAUUGAAUAAUAUUUGUCGGUAAUUAAGAAUGAAAGGAAAUGCCUUCAGCAUUAUAAAAAAAAGUUUGAUUUGAAAAAAGUUUUAAGUUUCUUCAAACUUCCCACUAAAAUUAAUUGAUAGCAGAAAAAAUAAUAUUUAUAUCAGAUAAUCGCGUUCUUCUCGUUUUCUCCCUUCAUUAAAUGCUUCGUCUUAUUAUUUUAAAGGCAUAUAUAAAUCGAAGUUUAUCUAGUUUAUGACAUGUGAUAUCAUCAUGCAAUGAUAAAUCAAAAUUUGUAAUGAAUGAUAGUCAGUUUGGAGAGGGGAAAAGAAGGUAAAUAGAUAGAUUAAGCACAAUACAAAAGUGAGAGAAACGAUUUUUAAAGGGAAAGUGACAUUUUCUUCUGCUAUAACUGUUCUUUAUUAUUGUCAAGCGCGAUUUAAAUACUCUUUUUGGAUAUUCGUGACUGCAAGACAUCCAUACAUGAAAUACAAUAUGCAAUUAAUUAUUGAGAAUUUAAACACAUCCAGAAAUAAUUCAGAUUUUUUUUUAUGUGGCCAUAAAAGAGUUAUGCUUCUUUAUCAAAUAAUUCUAUCCUUAUUAUUUUUG